AGAGAGCAAGCAAGAAGCAAAACAACUUCCAAGCAAACCAGCUCCUCAAGGGGGAUGUGAAUAUACCAGCACAAGAAUCCUCAAGGCAAAAGCCAGAACAUUCAGCACAAAAGGGACUGGGGAGCCAAAACAGCAAAAGGGGUGACCAGACAUCCCCACUGUCCCACCAGUUCCUCCAGGAUCUCACAGCAUCCAGCAGGAUCAUGAAUGCUUCUCAAGGAAACCAGAACUCCACAACGGUGUCAUCAGUGCCAGGAGCAUCCAUCGGCAUAGCUGUCCUCUCGCUGGCCUUUCUGAUAGGUUUCCCGGGCAAUGCCUUUGUCCUGUGGAGUGCUAGCUGCCGUGUCCGCAAGAGGACAGUCACCUGCCUGCUCAUCCUUCACUUGGCCAUAGCUGACCUGGCCGUCAUGAUUACAGCACCCAUAUACCUGCGCUUUCUCAGUGCUGGGAAAUGGGAAUUUGGUGAAGUCAUCUGUAAGGUUUGCAAUUACAUUUGCGGGGUCAGCAUGUACACCAGCGUCUUCCUCAUUGCCCUCAUGAGUCUAGACCGCUGCCUUGCCAUCUCCAGGCCCUUCAUCUCGCAGAAGAUCCGCACCAGACGUAGCAUACGGUUGUUGGUCAUGGCUAUUUGGGUCACUGGGUUUUUCUUAGCUAUUCCUGUACUCAUCUACCGAACAGUGCAGAUGAAGAAAGGAAAGCCUAUUUGCGACCGCUUUCCCCCCACACCCAAAGACGUGCUCUUCCUGAACCUCUCUGAAACCAUCACUGGAUUCGUGUUGCCUUUUAUUGCUAUCCUCGGUAGCUACGGGAAUAUCAGCCAGCGGCUAAAGGAGACACGUUUUCGGCGGAAGCGCAGGACUGGCCGGCUCAUCUGUCUCAUUAUCAUAGCCUUUGCCCUUUUUUGGCUUCCUUACCACGUGGUCAACCUUCUGGACGUGGCUGCUGUGUUGAGUGGCUCUGAAAAGGUCAGAAUAGCAGGGAAGAUGGCUAGGCCUUCUUUGGUUGCUCUUGCCUUCUUCAGCAGUAGCAUCAACCCCAUCCUUUAUGCCUUCAGUGGCAGCUCCUUUAUCCGAUCAGCCGGAUUAGGAUUUAUGGCCAAACUAUUUGAAGGAACAGCCUCAGAAGUCUCCAGCAGCAGGAUGGGGACCAUCCGGGAUCUUCAACGCCAUGGAGAAGCCAAAGCUGAAACCUUGAAUAAUGGGACUCUUGAGUUCUUAACCACAUCUACUACCCCUACAGAUGGGUCAUCAGGUCUGGAAAAAGAUGUUUCAAAGGCUCUCAAGUCACCUUAAAGCCCAUUGUCAGGAGAUGUGGAUUCUGCAUACCAUUUUGUUUGAUUUCAUACCGUGUAGUAGAAAUGGUCUCUCUCUACAGAGCUUCUUCACAUAUCUCUUGUCUGAAAGGACCAGCUUCCCUUUUUCUGUAUGCUGCAAUGAACCAUGGGAGGCUAAACUUGGGUUGUUCAAACUCUGGCUCUGCUUGAAAGGUAGAGUCUACUUGUAACAAAUAAGAAGAUACUGAGGACAUAUAGAGUUUCAUUUGUUUCACUAUAUUUCUAAAGUGAAAGUAGGAUUAUUGGACUUAUCAUAGGCACAGUAUCUUGGCCUCUCCUACCUUCUUUUGUCACAUUUUCUGAUUUAGUGGAGGUUUGCAACUGUCUUUGGAGCUUUUAUUUUGUUCUAAUCAUACUGCUACAAAAAAACUAGAACCGUCCAAAUGUUUUUCAGAUAAGGCAAAGAGAAAAGGAAAGGAGGAAAAGAUGUUGCAUAAUGAUUCUACCAUUCACGUUCCCGCUAAAACAUCUUUCUUAUCUGUACCUUUGCCUUCUGGGAGAUGGGCUCAUUUAUUACCCAGUGCUUUUCCACUGCUUUUAGAAUGUACUGCAGCUAACCUCAAAAGCAUAUGAACCAUAGAAGCCCCCAAGGGUAGAAGACGGUGGCAGAAGAUUGAAAAGAUUGAUGGGUGGGGUGGUUUAAAAAAACCUUGUCUUUGAGUCUGCUUGAAACAAUUGCUUCACUUAAUGGGCAUUUGGCAAGAAAGAGAGGUUUAUUGUGGACUUUGUACAUUGUUCUGCAAUGUAAAUCAUAGUUUGCCCCUUCAUGGCUGGCUUUGAGUAUAAAUUUAAUAUGAGUAUUUUUUUAUAUCUAGAUUACUCACUUCCAGUGAACAUUCCAUUUCAAUAAAACCACAUUCUUUAUAUGGAA
Molecule: messenger RNA, 2204 nt
Organism: Varanus komodoensis (Komodo dragon)
Lineage: Eukaryota; Metazoa; Chordata; Lepidosauria; Squamata; Varanidae
Gene: LTB4R
Product: leukotriene B4 receptor
Exons: 3
Coding region: 204-1292 (362 amino acids)
Biological process (GO): inflammatory response; positive regulation of cytosolic calcium ion concentration; phospholipase C-activating G protein-coupled receptor signaling pathway
Cellular component (GO): plasma membrane
Molecular function (GO): leukotriene receptor activity; complement receptor activity
Source: RefSeq, a predicted model, not a curated record